This is a messenger RNA of Ctenocephalides felis (cat flea), 288 nucleotides long. Its product is annotated as geranylgeranyl pyrophosphate synthase-like. The coding region runs from base 1 to 255 and encodes 84 amino acids. The record is from RefSeq and is a predicted model, not a curated record. The transcript is spliced from 3 exons. Lineage: Eukaryota; Metazoa; Arthropoda; Insecta; Siphonaptera; Pulicidae.
AUGUUUUGGAGGUUAUGUUGUGCAAUUGAUAUACUAAGACAACGAACACGAGACAUCGAAGUAAAAAGGUACUGCAUAUCAUUACUUGAAAAACUGGGAAGUUUUGAAUACACACGACAGACACUGGAUUUGCUUGAUAAGCAAGCUCGAGCUGAGGUUAAGCGUCUUGGAGGAAACCCUUUAAUGGAAGCUGUACUUGAUGAUUUGUUGAAUUGGAAAAGGCAAAAUGGAGAUGGCAACAAACAAAAUGCAUAAAUUAUUAAAAUAAACAAUCUCGAAUAUUUCUCA